Prorocentrum cordatum is the source of this 1815-nucleotide messenger RNA. The record is from the annotation of a GenBank genome assembly. NCBI's taxonomy places the organism in Eukaryota, Dinophyceae, Prorocentrales, Prorocentraceae.
CUGCAGGCCCUCGUCGGCGCGGGCGCGAUCGAGCCGGACGCGGGCCAGAGGGCCUGCUGCGCGGCGCUGCAGGGCCUCUGGGAGUGCCUGCGGCACCACGCGCUGGCCGUGCAGCAGUGGGAGCGGGAGCGCGACGCCUGGGCCGGGCGCCACGCCGAGUGGCAGCGCCGCCACGCGGCGUGGCGGCUCGCCCUGCAGGAGCGCGAGGGCCGCGAGGGUGCGCUGGCCCAGCCCGAGGCCGAGGAGCCGGAGGAGCCGGCCGAGCCCCCGAGACCAGGCCUCCCGUCGUUCGGGCGCUACGUCUGGGGCGGCGUCGGCGGCGGGAAGAGCCUACUGAUGGACAUCUUCGGAGUGCUGCGGGGCGGACUCUGGCGUGGGUCGGUCUGUGCAUAGGGUCCACUUCCACGAGUUCAUGCACGGCGUGCACCGCAACCUGCACGAGCUGCGGAAGUCGGGCGCCGAGAGGACGACCCGCGCUGUCGCCCGCGGCAUCGCGGAGGAGGUGCGGCUUCUGGCGUUCGACGAGUUCCAGAUCACGAACAUCUCCGACGCCUUGAUCGUCGAGACGCUGAUGGACGGCCUCUUCGCGGAGGACGUCGCGGUCGUCAUGACGUCGAACCGGCAGCCGGAGGAGCUUUACAAGGACGGCCUCAACCGCCACCUGGCGAUACCCCAGCUGCUCUCGCUCUUCGGCCGCAGGGGCGUGUCAUUCCACGAGCUCGCGGCCGCCCGCGACUUCCGGGUGGCGUCGCCGCCCCGCGGAGCCGCGGAGCAAGGUGCCGCGGGCGGAGCGAGCCCCUGGCGCGACUUCUUCUGCAAGGGCGCGGGCGGCGGCCCCGGCGCGGCGGGGGCGCUGCUGCGGGCGGCCUUCGUGGAGGCCGCCGGGGCGCCGCAGGGGCGGCCCGCGACGGUGCCGAUCGCCUGGGGGCGCUCGCUGGACGUGGGCGAGGUCGCCUCCGGGGUCGGGCUGUUCUCCUUCCGGGACCUGUGCGGCCAGGCCUUGAACGCCGACGACUACCUGAGCAUCGCCAGGCAGCUCCACACGGUCGUCGUCGCCGACGUGCCGUGCUUCACGCUGGACCAGCACGACGAGGCGCGCCGCUUCACGAACCUCAUCGACUGCCUCUACGAGAGCCACGCCCGCCUCGUCGUCUCCGCGGACGGCCCGCCCGAGCGCAUCCUUUCCGCGAUGGAGGUGCUCGCGGGCGUCUCGCUCGCGGGUGCGCCCCCGGGCGCGCGCGGCCGGGGCCCAGGGCCCCCGCCUCCGCUGGGCCUGCCCGCGCACCCCGGCGACGGCCCGGAGCCUGCGCCGAUCGGCGAGGCGAUCCUGCGCGCCGCCAGCGGCCCGAACGACGCGGCCGCGGGCAACGACGACGCCAACACUGGCACCGCGGGGGUGGCCGGGGUGAUGGCCGGGGCGGUGGGCAGCCUGCAGGAGAGCGGGUUCGCCGCGCGCCGCGCAACGAGCCGCCUGCUGCACAUGCAGAGCGGCGAGUACCUGCAGGCGCACCGCGCAGCGCGCCUCACCGAGUGAGGCCCGUCGCGCGCAAGGUGCCAAUGGGCGCCGCCUCCAGCGGCGGUGGCCCCGCGCGGUCGGCGCGGCGCCAGGUGCCCAGCCGACGGCGCGGGGUCCGAGCGCGUCUCGCUCGCAGUUUUCCCGCCCGCCCGGCCUGGCCUGGCGCCCCCCCCCCGCGCGCACGGGACGGGUGCCCCUCGGCACGAUCGAGGAGGGCACGGAAAGACUGGCGACGAAGACCGACCACCGUGCUCUUGCCUGCCCAUCGUGGACAGGGGGCCUUUUUUUCUCGAAUGCUC